Molecule: messenger RNA, 937 nt
Organism: Adelges cooleyi (spruce gall adelgid)
Lineage: Eukaryota; Metazoa; Arthropoda; Insecta; Hemiptera; Adelgidae
Gene: PolE4
Product: DNA polymerase epsilon subunit 4
Exons: 2
Coding region: 228-806 (192 amino acids)
Cellular component (GO): epsilon DNA polymerase complex; nucleus
Molecular function (GO): protein heterodimerization activity
Source: RefSeq, a predicted model, not a curated record
GUUUAUAGAAGUCUCGAAUUCGCGAUUGAAAAAAAUGUGCUGACAUUAUUAAAAGGCAAGGCACAGUGAAAUAUUGAAAACAAUAGGCUUGUUAAUCAGUUUUAUAAUGUUAUCUGCACUAAUAACAAUAUCAAAUUCAAACUAGUAAUUUUUAUUUUUUUAUAUUCAACUAUAAUUCGUCGCGUUCGACAAACUUGUGGGACUCUAUUUCAAAGGCUUACAACAAGAUGGAAGACACACCAGAUUUAUUCGACAGCGAGCCUAUGUCGAUAAAUUUGAAAGUACCCGAUAAUCCAGAGUUAACUGUAGUAGACAAUGUAUUGACCAAAAUGUUGGGUGAAAUUCAAGAAACCAAAACUUCCGACAAAGAAACCGCAGAAUCUUCUACUACUGACACAUUACAAGAAAACUCUAUUGAAUAUCACACCGAUCUAUCUGAAGACGAUGACAUUGAGGGUGCUCAAAAUCAAACCGAAGAUGCAAGUAUAUCUGUCAAUGAUGAAUCGGCGGCGCAACUAGAGAAUAACACUCCAAAAAGUGCAUCGAAAACAAAAGAUGUUUACAAGGGCCUACCACCUGGACGAGUCAAGUUAAUUAUGAAAAUGGAUCCCGAUGUUAAUAUAAUUGCAGCAGAUGCAGUUUUAUUGCUUACAAAAGCAACGGAAGGUUUCGUCGGCUUACUAGCACAACAUUGUCACAAAGCGAUGAUGUCGUCCAAUAAAAAAACAUUACAAAGAAAACAUAUUGACGCCGUAAUUGAAGAAAGUAUGCCUUUUGAGUUUUUAGAAGGUGCAUUAGAUUGGUAAUUAUUAUUAUUGUUAUAAGUUUAUGUACAUAUUUUAUAUUAUUUUAAUAUUCAUAAUAACGUUCAGUUGUAUUUUUUUUAAAAAAUUAGUAUAUACUUUGUAAAUUUACUAAAAUAUAUUAAUUUUUUUAA